UUUCUCCCAAUCAAAUGACAAAAUGUGAAGGGAAAAAUUUAUCUCACCUACAUAACCUUUGUCCCUAAUGCACGCUACAAAUACCCGACUCCUCAAAACUCGUAACUUGUGAUGUGAGCCUCUCAAUUGAUCCAAUCCACAGCUCCUGCUUUCAAAAAGGGGUUAACGAAUUCAAACCCAGUUAGGCAAAAGUAAUUCCAUACACAAUGGAGGGAAGAGAAGAAGAUGUGAGUGUUGGCGCAAACAGGUAUGGGGAGAGGCAACCUAUUGGAACAGCUGCUCAAACCCAAGAUGUCAAGGACUACAGUGAACCACCUCCAGCUCCACUUUUUGAGCCUGGAGAGCUUUCAUCCUGGUCUUUUUACAGGGCUGGCAUUGCCGAAUUCGUUGCAACGUUCUUGUUUCUUUACAUUACGGUUUUAACUGUGAUGGGUGUGGUUAAAUCUCCUAGCAAGUGUUCCACUGUGGGAAUUCAGGGCAUUGCUUGGGCUUUCGGUGGGAUGAUAUUUGCUCUGGUCUACUGCACUGCUGGCAUUUCAGGGGGUCAUAUUAACCCAGCAGUGACAUUCGGGCUGUUUUUGGCAAGGAAACUGUCUCUAACAAGAGCAGUGUUUUACAUGAUAAUGCAAUGUCUUGGAGCAAUAUGUGGUGCUGGUGUCGUGAAGGCGUUAGAGAAGGGGCAUGAGUAUGAGAGGCUUGGUGGUGGAGCCAACACAGUUAGUUCAGGAUAUAGCAAAGGCGAUGGACUUGGUGCUGAGAUUGUUGGCACUUUCAUCCUUGUCUACACUGUUUUUUCUGCCACUGAUGCUAAGCGUAAUGCGCGAGACUCCCAUGUUCCUAUCUUGGCUCCUUUACCAAUUGGGUUUGCAGUAUUUUUGGUGCACCUGGCAACCAUUCCAAUUACAGGAACAGGGAUUAAUCCAGCUAGAAGUCUUGGCGCAGCCCUCAUCUACAACAAGGACCAGGCCUGGGAUGAUCAUUGGAUUUUCUGGGUAGGACCCUUCAUUGGAGCAGCACUUGCAGCACUAUACCACCAGAUUGUGAUCAGGGCCAUUCCUUUCCAAUCUAAAUGAUAAUAGAUUUCAUGAACUAUGAUAUUUUAUAUGGCUUAAUCCAUCAGCUGAGAUUCUAAAUAGCCCUACUGUUUGAAUUACUCUACUUUUCCCUUUUAAAGUUUAAGUAAGCAAAUGGUUAAGAAAAAAAGAUGAAUUAAUGGCUGAUGGUACUGUUAUAUUCCAUUCCCAUGAUUUGCUGUAUUAUAUAUGCAAAAUCCCAGCUAAAAGAUGUUCUUAUUACCAAGUAUAAUCUGAAUAAAUGAUUUCUAUUAUUGGAUUA
Ricinus communis (castor bean) is the source of this 1335-nucleotide messenger RNA. Its product is annotated as probable aquaporin PIP1-2. Gene Ontology annotation, cellular component: plasmodesma; vacuole; plasma membrane. The record is from RefSeq and is a predicted model, not a curated record. The coding region runs from base 207 to 1073 and encodes 288 amino acids. Gene Ontology annotation, biological process: response to water deprivation; transmembrane transport. Gene Ontology annotation, molecular function: water channel activity. The transcript has 4 exons. NCBI's taxonomy places the organism in Eukaryota, Viridiplantae, Streptophyta, Magnoliopsida, Malpighiales, Euphorbiaceae.